UAGUAUAUUGAUUCUUUAUGAUUAUCUAUAUUAUAUACAUUAUACGUAAUUAUAUGAAAUUAUACAAUUUGUUAAAGAAUGUUCUUCUCACGCGUUUUUUUUCAAGUAUCUUUACAACAUUCGAAUGCAUUCUCUGCAUAUAUCCAGACUCGUUACCUAAUUAAAUAAUGAUUUAAUUCUUCUACUCUAACGUGAUGAGUCGUCCAUGCGCAAAAGAUAAUCGUCCUAACGCACCAUGAGAAAUCUUGGAAAAUUUUGAUCUUGUUAGUCAAUUUUAGCGUUCCUUCUGCUGCAAGUUGCUGCAGAUACACAACAAUCCAAUGCUUCGAUGUUAUAUUUAAUUUGCCAAUAGUACCCAGAUUUAUAGCAGUGCUCGAAGCGGGGAAGGUACGAUUAUUCUUAUGUAAUCAACACUCGUCAUGAUUAUGAUCAGAGCAUUUAAAUUUGUGCCAUUUUAUAAACAAUGAAUCGUAUAUGUAUGAAUUAUUUCUUGUAUACAAUUACAUAUUACAAUAACAGUAUAGCUAGUCGAUCAGCAAUUAAGGUAUACCAAAGACUUUUCCUGCCAAGCAGUUAUUCUACUUUCUCUAUUUUAUCUAAUGAUAUGAUAUGUGGUAUAUAGUGAAGAGUAUUAAAUCACCAAUAAAAAUUAAACCUCGCUGGGCCGUGAAUCGUUAGGGCCGGAUUACGGAAACGGAAAAAGAGAUCUCAAUCUGGAAUUGAUAUUUAAUUUUCAAAAACGGUUCAAAUAGUUGUACUUUUGUACUGGCCGCAAAUUCCUAAAAGAACACUAGCGCAGGUAGCGAUUUUUGUAAGUUACGUUAUAUAAAUAUGUAAUAUUACUACAUUGUUAUUGAUCAUAGUCUUCUCAAUAAGUGAUAAGGGCUCUGAGAAAACGAGAUAGAAAAUAUGACACACAUACACUUAGGUGAUAAAAUAUUUUUAGCGUUGUAUGUUGGUAUAUGUAGGACUAACCUAUGUAAGAAAAAGUUUACUUUCAUCCUUUUAACUAUACAAAUAACGAAACUGAUUGUAGGUACACAAUAAAAAUAAUUGCACAUAAUUGAGAAAAAUGGUUAGGAACGAUUAGAAUUAAAUUAAAUUAAACGUACGUAAGCGCAUGCGUAUUUACGAAGUAUAAAACGUGGUCCAUCUAACGCUGCAAAUGUUUCGAAACAUUUUCUAUCCUUUUCUUCUUUCAAACAAAAAGAAGGAUAGAAAGUGAAGCAUUCGUAGUACUAAGUGGACUACUCUGGACUGGAAUGUAUAAUCUAACAAAGAUAGUUACUGGAAUACUUCAAAACGGAAAAGGAUAACCUCGAUUUUGAUAUCAGCUGUGAAUGAUGUCGUCCAGCAAGGAGGAUGCUCAGUUCCGAGCGUACAAAGACGAUUCACGAAUUCCUUGUCAAUAUGGUGUAAAGUGUUAUCAGAAGAAUCCGCAGCAUCACAACAAGUACAAACACCCGCCAAAAAGAGAAACGGCGAAACAGCAAGUUAAAAAUAGAACCGGCACAAAAAGAAAACAAUCUGUGAAAAAUGUGGGAAACAAGACGAAAGCGCAGUCGGAAAGCCCAGAGAGAAAAUUGCAGAAAACAAGCGAGCGCUUCGAAAGAAAUUUGCACACUCUUUCCCCGAGUCCCACAAGGAGCGACGACAGUAAAAGCAGCAAAGAAGAUGAGGACGAAAAUUCUGAUGUGGAAGAAACAGAGGCAUCGAAUAAUGAUAACAAAGCUUCUGAUGUGGAAAAAAUCGAGGCAUCAAAUAAUGAUAACAAAAAUUCUGAUGUGGAAAAAACAGAGGCAUCCAAUGAUGAUAUAACACCUAAGGAAAUAAAAAAAUCACCUAGUCCAAUUGAGUGCAAGACGACUGAGAGUGUAUCAAUGUCUGAUGUCGAUACUCGGAAAGCGAUUUUGGAUCUAUUCUUGGUUGAAAUGCCAAAGGAUUUCUUUCAGUUUUAUGACUUUUGCAAAGGUAUAUCAAAAGGCGAUCCUCUGUCCGCCUGCAAAUCUGUUCGAUUGAAACUUGUUGGUCCCUAUGACGUGCUAGAAAAUAAAAUCAAAUAUUCUGAAAGCAAAGGUGAUCGGGACAGGUUCCUUACUCACUGGAGAUAUUAUUAUGAUCCUCCGGAAUUUCAGACCAUUAUAAGGUGCGACGAUAAAGAAGGAUUACAUUUUGGUUACUGGCGAGACGAUGUUACGGAGAAACUAGUUUUUGUAGCAAAGAAUCGAGCCAACGUGAAUUGCGUAUUCGAAGCCGUUGCGGAAAACAUAUUUGGUGCUGUCGAUGCUUAUCUGCAAGACAAAGCGAAAUCGGCCAAUCCGUUUGAGAAAACUGCGAUCACGCGUCUGCAGUCUCAACUAAAGAACUUUGCCAAGCAACAUGAUAUAACUCUCGAGAGGAACACUGUGAACAUGAAAUCGAGAGAGAAGCAAGUCGUAGCGCGGACUUUUUACAAAAUCGGCAUCGUAGUUCCUUACAAUAAGAAGACUCAGUUGGGAUACAGAGACUUGGCAGCCAGCGACAGCGACUUGCAGAAGAUAUUGAAGCAAGUAGAGGAGGCUGGCACUCCAGAGGAGAGAAAGGCACCGCUUGCAAAGCUCGACGAGGUCGUAAGAUUGGCCACGAUAGCCGCGGACGAAUGCGACUUCGGUACUUGCUUGGAGCUGGGACACGACCUUUUUUCAAACGGCAGCGUACACGUUCAAAGUAGAGGCUUACAGAUGUUGUCCAUCGCUUACACCCAUCUACAAAGGCCGCAGUUGUUAAAAAUACUCGAAGCACACUUGAAAAACCGAAAGAAGGGCUGCGAAUUAAGUGCGUUGUGAUAAACUUCUUCUUCAUCUCUAUUUAUGUAAAAACUAAAAAAUAUUGUUUCAUUCUAAAUUAAAUGUUAACACGUUUGCCACGGUACGAGAUAUAUACGUAUCCCGUAUCGUAUUUUUAUUAUUCUUAGUGAGGCAAAAAGAAAUUGCCGCGGUGAACGUGUUUAUUACGUCGACUGGAAUCGAUUUCUUAUUUAUUACUUAAAAAUAUUACUAAUGAAUUCGUUUUUUUUUUUCCUAUGAAAAAGCAUUAACAUCUUUAUAAAAUUAGACAGUUACAGCCAAACACAUAAGCCAUCAAAUUUUUAAGCUACGCGGAUUAUUUAACGGAUGACUUACUGAUAACGGGUGUGUGCGCGUGUGACAUGUCAAGAAGUUAACAGAAAUGCAGAUCAAUAUUUUUUAUAUAAAUAUUUUGUAUUCUGUUGAAUUGUAUGUUUUUUGAAUUUCAUGUAAACGAGAUGAAUUAAAUAAUACACAUCACAAAAU
Molecule: messenger RNA, 3311 nt
Organism: Ooceraea biroi (clonal raider ant)
Lineage: Eukaryota; Metazoa; Arthropoda; Insecta; Hymenoptera; Formicidae
Gene: Hpf1
Product: Histone PARylation factor 1
Biological process (GO): DNA damage response; regulation of protein ADP-ribosylation
Cellular component (GO): nucleus
Molecular function (GO): poly-ADP-D-ribose binding; histone binding
Source: RefSeq, a predicted model, not a curated record